AUGAAGUUAUAUGUGAUUUUUAUAAUUAUUUGGGCUUUCCUAGGAACAUCUGAGAGCUCUGACUAUAGAGUCUGUGGAGACAGACCCCUAGCGGAGGAUUUCCGUGGCUCCCGCGUGGUGGGAGGAAAGGAUGCGGAGCCUGGUAACUGGCCCUGGAUUGUCAGCAUCCAGGAGUACAGGGACGAUGAGUAUUCCCACGUAUGCGGAGGUUUCGUCCUUAGUAAUUUAUGGGUUCUCACAGCUGCCCAUUGUUUCCGGGAUGUUGGCGAUGAAUAUUAUGGCUGGAGACUCGUGUUUGGGGCAAACCAACUCUCAGACAUGGGGGCACAUGCUCAGAUCAGAAUGAUAAAAGAGAAGAUCGAACAUGAGACGUACGACCCUGAUACUAAGCGUGAUGACAUCGCCUUGCUCCGGCUCAAUCAAGCCAUCAAAUUUGAUGACUACACUCAGCCUGCCUGCCUUCCUGCCAAACACGCCAUUGUGGACAAACUGGAUGACUGCUACGUCGCUGGCUGGGGUGUCCUCAAAGAAGGAUCCUCAGAAACAUCAGAUGUCCUUCAAGAAGCCCCAGUGAAUUUAAUUCCAGUUGACCGUUGCAACCGCCCAACCUGGUACAACGGAGCAGUGGGUGACUACAACCUGUGCGCUGGAUAUGAGCAGGGAGGCAUCGAUAGUUGCCAGGGUGACAGUGGAGGACCUUUAAUGUGCAAAAAGAGCAAAGCUAAGUUCUAUACUGUGGUCGGCAUAACCAGCUGGGGCUCCGGCUGUGCCCAGGAGAAAAGCCCUGGAGUUUACUCCGCCACCCAGUAUUAUCUCGAGUGGAUUUCUAAACAUCUUUCUAAGAACAAGAACCCUGAAUCCGAGACCAUGAAAAAGAGGGCCGAGAAACAAAUCGCUCCAACUGUAGCUGAAAAAAUCAGCAGAGUCUGUGGCGACAGACCCCUAGUGGAGGAUUUCCGUGGCUCCCGCGUGGUGGGAGGAAAGGAUGCAGAGCCUGGUAACUGGCCCUGGAUUGUCAGCAUCCAGGAGUACAGGGACGAUGAGUAUUCCCACGUAUGCGGAGGUUUCGUCCUUAGUAAUUUAUGGGUUCUGACAGCUGCCCAUUGUUUCCGGGAUGUUGGCGAGUAA
Molecule: messenger RNA, 1128 nt
Organism: Spea bombifrons (plains spadefoot toad)
Lineage: Eukaryota; Metazoa; Chordata; Amphibia; Anura; Pelobatidae
Product: acrosin-like
Exons: 5
Coding region: 1-1128 (375 amino acids)
Biological process (GO): acrosome reaction; proteolysis
Molecular function (GO): serine-type endopeptidase activity
Source: RefSeq, a predicted model, not a curated record